Messenger RNA from Penicillium crustosum, 2040 nucleotides. RefSeq names its product flavin monoamine oxidase family protein. NCBI's taxonomy places the organism in Eukaryota, Fungi, Ascomycota, Eurotiomycetes, Eurotiales, Aspergillaceae. The coding region runs from base 1 to 2040 and encodes 679 amino acids. The transcript has a single exon. Gene Ontology annotation, biological process: amino acid catabolic process. The record is from RefSeq and is a predicted model, not a curated record. Gene Ontology annotation, molecular function: polyamine oxidase activity; L-amino-acid oxidase activity.
AUGAAGGUUUAUCUACAACAUACCCUCUUGGGGUUGGGUCUAUCAGGGCUAAGCCUAGCCGGGGUUGCGGGGAGAGACAUUGAGGUUAUACGGUUCCACAGUCCCGGGGGUGUAACCACAGACUCCUUGCACAACAUUCACGUCGAGUUCCUGGAUGCGCAGUUCGAAGGUCACCUGCAGCUUGUCUACGGGGAAUGUGGGAUCCAAGAUCCGACGCAGAGUCACCAUGAGAUCGGGAGCACGUUCGUGGAACGCGAAGCUCAUCCGGAGCGAUUCGUUUGGUCCACACCGUCUGAUGCACCCCAUUCGCACUGUCUGCAUGCUUUCUCCGGAUCGAGACUUGUGGGCCGCUCUUCGCCCAUCAUGGUGUCAUCGCCUAUCAAGAAGCGAGAGAGUAUCGCCGAUGUGGCCGAUGCCAUGGGACCGUGGUUUGACGGAGUUGCUUACAUGAAGUCAAAGAAGAAUAGCAAGGCAUUUGUUUCCAAGGCGAAGAAUACCUCUGUUGCUAUCCUUGGCGGUGGAAUGUCCGGCUUGAUGACGAGUCUGCUGCUCGAGUCUGUUGGUAUCCAUGACUGGCACAUCUAUGAAUCAUCCGGUCGAGUUGGUGGUCGUAUUCGUACCAAAUAUCUCAACAACACCACUCCCGACCAGUAUCAAUAUCAAGAGAUGGGACCAAUGCGAUUCCCGGUCAGCAUCACCUAUGCCGACACCAAUGAGACGCUUGAAAUCCAAGAUCAUCACAUGGUCUUCCAACUCGCCGGUGUUCUCAACAAGAUGAACAAAGACAAGCCAGAUCUCCAGGUCAACUUUAUUCCUUUUAUCCAAAAUAGUCCCAACGUGCCUGCAGCCUCUGGUGGCAACCGUCUCCCCAACGGGCGAAUCCCCACUGCGGCCCAAGUUGCGGCCAACUCCUCGCUAGUCUACACAGCACCUUCAUCUAAUGAAACAGCUGUCGCAGAAGCGGAAGCCGCUUUCGACAACUACACCACAAUGAACAACCGGGAAACAAUCCGCAAAAUCGCAACCAACAUGUACCAAGCCCACAAGCAAGCGGUAGAGGAUGGCAUGUUCCACUGGUCCGAGGCCGGAUAUUUGAAAUACGCACUCGGCUACGACUCCAAUAUAACCGACUACGUCGCCGGCACAGAGUCAACUCCAAUUUGGGGCGAUCUCUACGAUGACGUCUACUUCGCAGCCACUAAAUGGCGCACCAUCGACAAGGGUCUGGAGUCUCUUCCUCGCGCAUUCUAUCCCCACGUCGCAGAAAAGACGACCCUCAACCGCACAGUCUCAGGACUGGUGUACAACGAGACAUCCGGUAAGGUCGCCGUUGCAUGGCGCGACGAUCCGUUCCAGAUGGUGCCAGAAACAAAGGAAUACGACUACGCCGUCGUUGCUGCACCAUUCAGUAAAGUCAGACUGUGGGAUCUACCCCGGUACUCAUCACUGUUGAGCCGGGCUAUCUCGACCAUGAACUACGACCCCGCUUGCAAGAUGUCGCUGCUCUACAAGACGCGAUUCUGGGAGCACUUGGAAGAGCCCAUCUUCGGUGGAUGCGGAUCAGUCGAUAUUCCCGGCGUUGGAAGUGUCUGCUACCCCUCCUUCAAUAUGAACGCGACUGGACCGGGUGUUAUUCUCGCAUCAUAUAUCUCGGGAACCCCAGCUCGGUCGACAGCCGCGCUGAGCGAGGAUGAACACGUUGCGCUGAUUCACCGCGCGAUGAUUGAGGCCCAUGGCGACAUUGCUGCUGAGCAGUUUACCGGUGUUUACAAUCGCCAGUGCUGGGAGGUUGAUCAGCAUCAGGCUGGUGCCUGGGCCAGUCCACUUGUUGGGCAGCAGGAUUUGUAUUUGCCUGCUUACUACCAGACGGAGUUCAAGACUAUCUUUAUUGGGGAGCACACUAGUUAUACUCAUGCUUGGAUCUUCUCGGCGUUGGAUUCCGCUGUGCGGGGGACCACCCAGCUGUUGCUUGAUCUUGGUUUGGUUGAUGAGGCCAAGGAGAUUGUUGAGACUUGGAUGGGAAGGUGGAUUAAGCUGUGA